CUUAAAAUUCAAGUGAUUACUAAGAAUACAUUCUACCAUUUAUAAAUAUGGAUUCAUUAGAUCUCGUAGCACGGGAAAACGAAUUCAAGAAGUUAAAUAAGCAAUUAGAAAAGAAAACGGAAAGCCUAAUGAAAGAAAUCGAACAAGUAAUGCAAAAGCAAGAUAUAUUUUCAGAAUUCUCUCACAACCUCACUCUGAGCCCCGCUCACAGAAAAACGAACAAACAUUGCUGUGAAGUUCAAAAAGUAUCAAUAGAGAGCAAAGAAAUUGUAAAUAACACCAAAAAAAAUAGACCUCCAAGCAAAAAUAAACCAAAAAUAAUUUCAAAUUUAGAACCCAAAGACGAUACUAAUUUUGAAAAUGGAACAGUAGAAAACACACAAGAGUCAGAUAAGACUAGAGGAAAACCAUGUUGCUGCCUUUUAUCUUAUAACAAAAAAAUAGAUAAUGAUAUGGAAUUUUUAUAUGCUUUUGUGUCUGUUAGCGUUAAGGAUAAAAUAUUACCUGAAUCGUUUGUAAAGGAUAAAGUAACAACAGAAAAUGUAUGUAAGUUUCUAUCAGCCAAAGUGAAAUUAAUGCAAGAACAAAUUGACAAACUACAGAGUACCAUAAACAAGAAGAUAAAACAAUGCGAGGGGCACAUGACACACAUCGCUGAGCUGGAAAGCGAACGUCUAACGCUUAGGAAUCGAGCAAACAUCCUGAAAUCCGAAACGUCCGAUAUGAAGGCCAAGUACGCUGUGAUACAGAAUCGUCUCGAUGAAAAGGAUCGCCUUUAUAAGGAACAGAGAAGCGACUCAGACAGACAGACAUCGGAACUGAAACAUCUUAGAAGUAAAACUGUAAAUCUCGAAGCCAGAUGCGCGUCACAGGAGGAAUUGAUAUCUAAUCUUAAACGGCAAGUGGAGACUGCGAAAUUGUCCGAAAAGGAUUUCCGAGACUCGACACGAUCUCUGGCGACUUCGCACCAGAAUUCCAUAACGCGCUUAGAAGGAAAAAUUAAAAUAUUAUCAACGCACAUAGACAAACAAACGUCACUCAUAGAAAAUUUGAAGAAACAAAACGCUCUCCUCCUCACCGAGGGAGCUGUGAAGGCUUUAGAGACUGAAUAUUGUGAAUUUUUAAAUCAAGACUUAUGAUUAUUCAAUAA
Molecule: messenger RNA, 1150 nt
Organism: Vanessa tameamea
Lineage: Eukaryota; Metazoa; Arthropoda; Insecta; Lepidoptera; Nymphalidae
Product: testis-expressed protein 9-like
Exons: 6
Coding region: 48-1139 (363 amino acids)
Source: RefSeq, a predicted model, not a curated record